AUGUCAGACGAUUUCAAAGUGACGGAUCUGGCUCAGUUUAUUGAUACAACAUAUUAUGAAUUAACAUCUAUUAAGAAACAAACUGGAGAUGAUUUGACACGAUCUGAAAGAAGUUGUCGUCUGGAUCUUCGUAGAUGGGGAGCAAAAUUCAAAGCAAAUUCACAACGUCCAUAUUUUGAAGACAUGAAAGAGACGAUGUGGUAA
Molecule: messenger RNA, 204 nt
Organism: Didymodactylos carnosus
Lineage: Eukaryota; Metazoa; Rotifera; Eurotatoria; Philodinida; Philodinidae
Source: the annotation of a GenBank genome assembly